Molecule: messenger RNA, 1204 nt
Organism: Arabidopsis lyrata subsp. lyrata
Lineage: Eukaryota; Viridiplantae; Streptophyta; Magnoliopsida; Brassicales; Brassicaceae
Product: zinc finger protein ZAT6
Exons: 1
Coding region: 319-1041 (240 amino acids)
Biological process (GO): response to stress
Molecular function (GO): DNA-binding transcription factor activity
Source: RefSeq, a predicted model, not a curated record
AGCCGACUUCUACAAACACGUGUACCAAGUCAAACCAAAUGUGCCCAAACCAAACUUAGAUACUAAAUUCAUUUCAUCUUUAGUCCACACAACAUUAUAAUUAAAGUAAAAUAAUACUUAUAAAAUUAAGUGAUUAUCGACUUCUUCACUCUUCUUCAACACUUUCUCAUCUCUCGACACGCAACUUCCUUCCUCUUCAUACUCCUCUGACUUGACUAUAUAUAACACACUUUCAUUUCUUGUUUCUUCAAAUCAAAUCUUUCAUAUACAAAAAUCUUCUCAAUUUAGAACUUAGUAGUCUUCUUAAACUCAAAGAUAAUGGCACUUGAAGCUCUUAGUUCUCCAAGAUUAGCUUCUCCGAUGCCGACUCUGUUUCAAGAUUCAGCACUAGGGUUUCAUGGGAGCAAAGGCAAACGAUCUAAGCGAUCAAGAUCUGAAUUCGACCGUCAGAGUCUAACGGAGGAUGAAUAUAUCGCUUUGUGUCUCAUGUUUCUUGCUCGCGACGGAGACCGAACCCGUGACCUUGACCUGCCUUCUUCUUAUUCUUCACCUCCUCUGCUUCCUCCUCUUCCCUCUCCGAUCUACAAGUGUAGCGUCUGUGACAAGGCGUUUUCUUCUUACCAGGCUCUCGGUGGACACAAGGCAAGCCACCGGAAAAGCUUUUCGCUAACUCAAUCAGCCGGAGGAGGAGGAGAUGAGCCAUCGACGUCGUCGGCGAUAACCAUGUCUGGUAUCUCCGGUGGGGGAGGAGGAAGUGUGAAGUCGCACGUUUGCUCCAUCUGUCAUAAAUCCUUCGCCACCGGCCAAGCUCUCGGCGGCCACAAACGGUGCCACUACGAAGGUAAAAGCGGCGGCGGCGGGAGCAGUAGCGUGUCGAAUUCUGAAGGUGUAGGGUCCACAAGCCACGUCAGUAGCGGCCACCGUGGGUUUGACCUCAACAUACCGCCGAUACCGGAAUUAUCGGUGGUCAACGGAGACGAAGAGGUGAUGAGUCCCAUGCCGGUGAAGAAACUCCGGUUUGACUUCCCGGAGAAACCCUAAACAUAUACCUCUCUCUAGGAAAAACUUACAGAUUCAGUUUAUAGGAAAUUGUUUUACUGUACAUACAAAUUUCGAUUUUGAUUGAUGUUCUUCAUUGAAAAAUGAUUCUUUGUUGUAUAAUAAUAGAGAUGUUUCUAAAAAAAAAAGUAGAACUUUUAUUUAA